This is a messenger RNA of Amoebophrya sp. A120, 2978 nucleotides long. NCBI's taxonomy places the organism in Eukaryota, Dinophyceae, Syndiniales, Amoebophryaceae. The record is from the annotation of a GenBank genome assembly.
GCAGAAGAUAAUUGUAGUUUCGCCGGCGGUCCUCGGUCGGAGCAGGAGCAUAAAAAUGAUAUCAAGAGUUCUUCAUCCACGCAGCAGCAGCACGGAGAUAAUGCCGCCUCGUCCCUGGCAACUUCAAAAGGAAAUAAACUUCGCGGGCUCUGCUCUUCGGCAAGCGACCAGCGGCCUUUUUUGGGGAGUGCUUGGCUGGUGAACAAAACGAGCAUGCACCUGGAUUCUGACAUCGUCCCGGGGCAACCCGGCAUUUUUCUGCCGGACACGCACGGCGGCGAGAAUCUGAACACAUACAGAAACCAGUUGCUCGCGCUGCAGUACCUGCUGCUCACGGCCCAUGCGCGGGUGGAUUUGCGACUGCUCGAGAAGUACAUUAGACACGACCUGUACAAACUGUUGGGCGCGCUUCCCCCCCUGCUGGAAUGGGCGCGGACCUUGUGCUUUUGGAGCAAUAUUAUUACCACCUUUUACGCGUCCACGGAGCUUACCCGGGACUUGGUGGUGUAUCUCGUGACCAAUAAAGACAGAACGUUUGCGCAGGAAAUGCAUCGGGCGUUGGCGCGCGAGAGAAGCGCACAGAUCGCGCAAGACCCAAAAGCGUAUGACGAAGAGGCGGUCCAAGAAUACAUCCAGCAGAGCGACGCGGAAAAACAAGGCACCCUACAUCGCGUUGGUAACGAAGAAAGUGACGAGGAGUAUCUUGAGGGACUUGAACAAGACCUUCAGCGUGAAGAUGAACCCCAGGCCGCGAUGAACCCCAUAAACGAGAUGACACGGUGCCAGUGGAUGCAGCAGAUCCUUCUGGAGAACGUUGUUUUGCUGACGCAGAACAAGAAUGAUUCGCACACCUACGCCGCGCGGCUGCUGGCCCAGUUCAAGGGUGCGGGAUACUUGUCCGGACCCCACACCGCCCUGGAACGCUUGGCGAGCGUGGACCGCACGGAUAGCAGGAAGACGUGCUCGGUGGUGAACAAACAAAUGCAUCUGGCCUUGGAUCCCGCGGGGCCGGAUAUGCUGGAUUCCGGCGUCCGCUGCCAAGUCUUCUGUGCGUUCGAAUUCAAAACCAGGAAACAACAUCAAAACCAGCCCGAGCAGCAGCCGCAGGAGGGUACUAGUAGUUCCUCUUCAUCGGUAACAAGCGACGAGGACGACGAGGACGACACCCGCAUUCCGCAGCUGGUCGGGACGCUCAUCCUGAAGCACUCCAAGCCUCCGGAAGACCCGCCCCCGUUGCAACUGACGACAACGAUUUCCGAGGAGCAGAUGUUCAAGCUGUUGGAGGAAAAUGGGUUUGAAGAGGAGUACAAGACGCUACUGGAUCCAGACCAACGAGGCACCUAUCGGGACAAAUUGGGCGUGGAGCGCGAGCGACGAAGGAUGGUGGAACAGAUGAACCAACAACUGGAGAUGAUCGUGGACGAUGAGGAUAAGAACUCGGAUGAAGAUGAUGACCCCUUCUCUAGUCGUCAAAACGGCCUCUACGGCCCCGGACUACUGCAUCCACCUCCGCAUCCGCCGCCGGGUGUGUACAAUCCGUUCGUUCCGCAGGAGAUGAUGUUCAUGGCCCAGCAGCAGCAGCAGAAUAUUGUCGGGGCGUCAGCAUCCUCCUCAUCCUCUUCCUCCCGCCGGGUGGUCGCUGCUCCGCAGAACAUGUACAACAAGGUUAGCCAAGUGGGGGUGAGUCUGUCGAGCACCCGUGGCGCAAACAAAAAUGCGAACGCGCGCGGCUGGGCCAUCGUCAAGUACAUUGCCUCGUCUGCAACGCAAAAGGGAGUCGGGCUGCUCUUGCAGGAGAAAAUGAUGGCCUACCUAGAGCAACACGUACCGAAUUGCCGCAACGUAUACGCCGGAGCGUGGCUGGAGUACGACUACUCGUGGCUCUCCCACUACAACUGGGGCUACGAGUAUUGCGAUCCGAACGAAUGGCCCCGCGGCCAGCUUUUCGGGUACGGUACUGGAAUCAUGAGCGUCAAGAAGCCCGUGCCCUUGAAGCAGGAACAACCGCAAGAGCCAGCGGAGGAAAAUAAUACUCUUCUGUCGAAUUAUCAUUAUGGAAAUACUAAAUCAAUAAACCAGUCGAUGAUGAUCGGAGUAGGUGGUAAUAUUGUGCAGCUUCCAGCCGCGCAGGCGCACACCAGCACCAAUGUUGACCACGCAAUAAAUAACUACAACGUGCAGCCAGCCGGUCCGAGUUCCAGUUCGACUAACACAAACGGCAAGAAAGACACCAAACGUCGACCACGACACACGAUAAGCCAUGUUGACGCAAUAAAGUACAACAUGCUUCCAUCCGGUCCGAGUUCCAGCUCGAACACAAACAGCAACAAACGACCGCGACAGGCUGCCGCAGCCUCGUCGAAAGCCGGAGCCGCCAGCAGUUCUUCUUCUUCAACGAAUCACCUGAACAAGAAAGACAAUAAUGUAGUAGAAGAAGUAGAUCACAAUCGAAAUCAGAAACAAAACGAAGCUAUUAAGCCACCAGCUGCGCGGCCAAAGCAAGCUAGAAAUCGAUUUGGUCAAUUCGCAGCGGCUUCCAGUGUCAGCGAGGAGGAAGAUAGCAAGGACGAUUUUCACCCUCCCGAGGAAGAGUCGGAGUCUAGCAGCAGUGUCCGCAGAGCACGUAACAAGAAGAAAAGGCGGCAGACAAUGGCAGCGGCUGGCAAGUCCCGGGCAAAGAGGUAGAGAGCUAAGCCUGGCGACUCUGGAAAAACAGUGUCUCAUACUUACUUUACACCAUGCCCAUACAUGUUGAACACCUCUGCUGCAAGUACAGCGUACAAGUUGAAGCCCCAUUUUGAUCCCAAGUACGUGAGAAAUCAGAUUUCGGCUCUUUUCCAAAAUGCACACGACAACAACAUCAUCAUAUCCUCGCUUUCACACAAAUGAAUGUGUGGACGACCCGCAAUCCCGAAGCGCGCAAAGUAUUUCCCGUUCUUUACGACAUGGAAAGCUACACCCACUCUACUGAUUUUUCU